Molecule: messenger RNA, 1238 nt
Organism: Paramuricea clavata
Lineage: Eukaryota; Metazoa; Cnidaria; Anthozoa; Malacalcyonacea; Plexauridae
Source: the annotation of a GenBank genome assembly
UUUUUUCCCAUAAAUUUUUGUUCCCUAAAAACUGCACCAACCCCUGUCGAAUAAGCCUAAAUCGUUGUCUUUGAACGAAACUGUUUUAUUUUCUUCCAUUUCAGGUAAAACAUGGCCGUGAAACUCUCAUCACACAUCCGCUGGUUGUAUUCCUUCUUGACCGCAAGUGGAGCAUGUAUGGCCGAAAACUAUUCUACAUCAAACUUUUUAUAUUUUUGAUAUUUCUGCUGUUCUUGACUGGCUACGUUAUCAUGGCAACGCCGAGCCAGGGAGGUACUGACGUGGACGGAGAAUUGGUGAAUUGCACCCUUAAUGAAGAUAGUGGGACUGUUGCAUUUGACGUUUUCGUGGAUAGUGGAAGAUACGUGCUCCUUAUCUUGGCUUGUCUUCAUAUUAUAUUUGAGGUAAAUGUAUGACUGUGUUUCCACUUGUUGUAAAAUUCGAGAAAUGAACAGAAUGAUAUUAUAAAUUCUGGUCAAAAGAACGGAAUUAUAUAAUUUAUACUGGAUAUCUUUAUCAGUUCUGUCUAAAUAGAGAGGCCCAUUUGUAUUAAUAAUGGACCAUUUGUAUUAUAGACUAAAUUUUGAUCUAAACAAGUCUAGACAAAGAUUUGACAGCAGCUUGAAAGAGCAUCACAAUAUCAGUAAUAUUCCAAAGUUUCGUUGCGAAAUGUUGUAAAAUGUGGAUAAUAUAGCCUUGCGAAGUUUGCCGUUUUUCAGUCAUUUUCUAUUACAAACGGGAAAUUGACAGCCCCAAAGGGUAUUGGGCUAUCAAUUCCCCCCGCGUAUAAUUCAAAAUGACUGAAAAACGGCAAACUUUGCAAGGCUAUAUUAUCCGUAUUUUACAACAUUUCGCAACGAAACUUUGGAAUAUUACUAAUUUUGUGAUGCUCUUUCAAGCUGUGAUGAAAUUUUUGUCUGGACUUGUUUAGAUCAAAAUUUAGUCUAUAAUGCAAAUGUCCAUUGUGGUGUUUCAACUCGGGUAAAGUUAUUGAGACGAUGCUAUUCUUCUUUGGCUUGCAAGUUCAAUACUGGAAUAGUUAACCCCGCGAUUCUAAUUACAAUUUUACUUCUUUCACUCUGUAGCUGUUCCAGAUGGUCUAUCAGCGAUUGCAUUAUUUCACAGACUACACGAACUAUUUUGAAGUGACGAUGUAUGUUUCCACUGUAGUUUAUGUCUCUGCAGAUUUCGAUCUUUCCUUUGUCUCCGAAUCUGACGUGCUGUCUGGUGCAAGGUAA